Molecule: messenger RNA, 4062 nt
Organism: Amphimedon queenslandica
Lineage: Eukaryota; Metazoa; Porifera; Demospongiae; Haplosclerida; Niphatidae
Product: xanthine dehydrogenase/oxidase-like
Exons: 28
Coding region: 119-3955 (1278 amino acids)
Molecular function (GO): FAD binding; oxidoreductase activity; 2 iron, 2 sulfur cluster binding
Source: RefSeq, a predicted model, not a curated record
CAUGUCAUGUAUAAAAUGCAUAGCACAAGAGGCAUCCAUGUUGUCCAUAUGGGCGCCCGCCGCCCGAACUUAGGAGGGCGUGCCGGCUUUAGUUAUAAAAUCUAUGUAGGCUACAUGUAUGUGUCGAGCUACAUGUAGUUGGCUAGUUGCAAUGAUUUCUUUCUUUGUAAAUGGGCAAAAGAUUUUGUUGGAGAAUCCUGAACCAGAGACUAAGCUACUUGACUUGCUAAGGAAAUCUCCAGUGCAUUUGACUGGUACUAAGCAAGGUUGUAAUGUAGGAGGAUGUGGUGCUUGUACUGUAAUGAUAUCAAAAUAUUAUGCUUCAACUGAUGAAAUAAGGCAUUGGUCUGUUAAUGCAUGUUUAUUGCCAGUGUGUUCAUUAGAUGGACUAGCUGUUACAACUAUUGAAGGAAUUGGUAAUACUCAAAAGCUACAUCCUUGCCAAGAAAGUAUUGCUAGGUCUAAUGGUUCACAGUGUGGAUUUUGUACUCCUGGUAUGGUUAUGUCUAUGUAUACAUUAUUAAGGAACAAUCCAAAACCUACAGAAACUGAGAUGCAGUUAUCACUUCAUGGUAAUUUAUGCAGGUGUACUGGUUACAGACCAAUCUUGGAUGGGUUUAGGUCAUUCUGUAAAGAUUGUAGUUGCUCAGAAAAACAAGAAGAACUUAAGAAUUAUGGCAAUGAAAGAUUCAUUAUUGAACCAUCACAAGAAGUUAUUUUUCCUCCAGAAUUAAAAUUACAAAAUUCAGCAAUGACCUCGCUGCUUAUACAAGGAUCAAGAACAAAGUGGUAUCGUCCUAUAACAUUGAAUGAGCUCCUUACAAUAAGAGAGCAGUUUCCUGCCAAUUCAGAUAACAUGAUUGUUGCUGGGAAUAUUGGAAUUGGUUGUGACAAAUUAGCCAAACCUUCAGUUUUAAUAGCAGUUAGUUGUGUAAAUGAGUUACAAGUAUUAGAAAUUAAUGAGAAAGGUCUACUAGUUGGAGCAGCUGUCACUAUAGGAUGUCUUGAAGAGAAACUAAUGAAAACCAUGAAGUCUUUACCUGAAUCAAAGACCAAAUACUUUAAAGCACUUUUAGAUAUGCUGCAUUGGUUUGCAAACCCUCAAAUCAAAAACGUUGCUACAAUAGGGGGAAAUAUUGUGAAUGGUUGUCCUGGUUCUGAUCUUAUACCAGUAUUAAUUGUCGCUGGAACUAUUCUUAAUUUUGCUUCAAAAGGUUCAUUUAGAGAGACAGUUAUGACAGCAUCAUUCCACACUAAGAUGUCAGAUACAGAAAUUUUACAGUCAUUGAUAAUACCUUACUCUAAUGAGGAUAUUUAUGUUGCUGGAUAUAAACAGGCUAAAAGGAGAUAUGUUGCUACUGCUAUAGUUAAUGCAAGCAUGUCUGUUGAAAUAAAGAGAAUAGGUGAAGCAUGCCGCGUUGAAGACUGUAAAAUAAUGUAUGGUGGAAUGGGACAUACUGUAAUAAUGGCUGACAAAACACAGAAAAUGAUAAUUGGAAGGGAAUGGAAUUCAUAUUUAUUAAAUGAGGUUUAUGAAAGUUUGUCAUCUGAAAUAAAUUUCUCAAAUGACAUUGAAGGAGGAAUGGUGAAGUAUAGACAGCUCCUGUGUCUUUCUUUCUUUUACAAGUUUUAUCUUCAAGUUCAAAUGGAAUUGGGCAACUCACCACCUCUUGGUAAUGAAGAAUCUGCUUUAAAAGAUUUUAAAGCUGUACCUGCUAAAGGUACUCAAAUUUAUAGCAAAAAGUCUCCUCAGUCAUUAAAUGAUACCAUUGGGCAGCCAGUAAUGCAUUUAUCAGCAUUAGAACAAGCAACUGGAGAAGCAUUGUAUGUAGAUGAUAUUCCAAGUAUUGACGGUGAAGCAUAUGCUGGUCUUGUAAUGAGUGAGUGUGCACAUGCUAGAUUCAAAGUGGAUGCAUCAGGAUUAAAAGAAAUAGAGGACAUUCUUGGUUUUGUGUCAGUAGAUGAUGUACCUGGCAGUAAUACAUUUGGUGAUGACAAUUUUUUUGCUGAUGGUGUAGUAACAGCUGUUGGUCAAAUCAUUGGUAUUGUUGUGGCCAAGACAAAAGAAACAGCACAAAGAGGAGCAAGGAGUGUCAAAAUUGAUUACGAGAAAUUACCAACAAUUCUAACCAUUGAAGAAGCAAGAAAGGCUGAUAGUUAUUUUGGAGCGGCAAAUGAAUUUAAUAUUGGUAACAUUAGCGAGGGUCUAAAGUCUUCAUUUCAUAAACUUGAAGGCUCUAUUAAAAUUGGUGGCCAAAAGCAUUUCUAUUUUGAAACUUGUGCCUGUUUAGUGAUACCAAGGAGAGAGCAUAAAGAAAUUGAGCUAAUUUGUUCAUCACAAUUUCUUAACAGAUGUCACAAAAGCUUGUCAACAUGCUUGGCAAUUCCUUCAAAUAAAGUAGUGGCUAGAGCUAAGAGAAUUGGAGGGGGAUUUGGUGGCAAAUUGGUUCGUCCUUCUCUACUUUAUGCAGCAAUUGCUGUGGCUGCCAAUAAGUUUCAGGUUCCAGUGCGGAUUAUGCUUGAUCGAGAGGAAGACAUGCAAUUUGUUGGGUCGAGAUCUCCUUUUGUGGGAGUAUACAGUGUUGCAUUCAAUGAUGAAGGGAAACUUAUAGCUCUUGAUGUUCAGUUGUUCAGUAAUGGUGGUUCCACACUGGAUUUUUCUAAGUCUGUAAUGGAAACAGCACUAGUACAUUUGCAAAAUGUAUACAAUGUACCAAACGCUCACUUCAGUGGUAGAGUCUGUAAGACAAACAUACCAUCAUGCACUGCUAUGAGAGCAUACGGUAGACCACAGGCUCAACUUAUAAUGGAGUCCAUUAUGACUCAUGUGGCUCAUGAGCUUGGAUCUGAUCCUGUUAAGAUUAGAGAAAUCAACUUUAUAAAUGAUGGAGAGAAAUUAGUUUCUGGCAGAAGAAUGGAGGGGAGCACUUUAAAGAGAUGUUGGAAUGCUUUAAUUGAGAAAUGCAACUAUUACAAGAUAAAGGAAGAAGUAGACAUAUUUAACAAAUCUAAUUUAUGGAAGAAAAGAGGAAUAUCUGUCAUUCCAACCUGUAGUCGCAUUACACCCUUUGGUCAAGCAACUGCAUUAGUUCAUGUGUAUACUGAUGGAUCUGUUCUAGUGACUCAUGGGGGAAUUGAAAUGGGACAGGGGUUACAUACUAAAAUGGCUCAAGUUUGUGCUCGUUGUCUUGACAUACCUAUUAAUAGGAUACAUGUAUCAGAAACAAAUAUUGAUAAAGUUCCAAACUCUGCCCCAACUGGUGGAUCAAUUAAUAAUGAUAUAUAUGGAAUGGCAAUAAAGAAUGCAUGUGAACAGAUAAUGGAACGAUUAAAGCCUUUUAAGGAAGAUGAUGAUAACUGGGAAAAAAGGAUUAAUCGUGCAUUUGCAGCUGGAGUUAAUCUUUCAGCUCAAGGUUUUUACCAUCCACCUGAUGCUUGGGAAGGUACUGAAAAGGUUUCCUAUUGUUAUUAUUCUUUCGGAGUUGGUUUUUCAAUGGUUGAGGUUGAUAUAUUGACUGGAAAUUGGAAGGUGGUGCAGACUGAUAUAUUAAUGGAUGUUGGAGACAGCUUGAAUCCAGCUAUAGACAUUGGGCAAAUUGAAGGUGCGUUUGUUCAGGGGAUGGGUUUGUUCACUAUGGAGGAGUGUAGCUAUUUGUCUGAUGGAAGUCUUUAUACUGACAGUCCUACUACUUAUAAAAUACCAGGUUGUAGUGACAUACCUAUUGAGAUGAAUGUUACACUUUUGGAUAAUUGUCCUAAUAAGAAGGCAAUAUUCUCAUCUAAAGCUAUUGGUGAACCUCCAUUGUUCCUGGCAUCUUCAGUGUUUUUUGCUAUUAGAGAUGCUGUCAAGAGUGCUAGAGAAGAAAAAGGAGUUACUGGAUACUUUGAAUUUUUUAGUCCAGCCUCCACUGAGAGAAUAAGAUUGGCUUGUGAAGCAGACCAGCUCAAUCAAUAAAAUUAACACUAAGUUGACAUUUUUGUGUGACUUAUUUAUUCAUUGUUAAAUAAGCUGUUUAACUUUUGUUUAAUUGCUCACAAGCUAGGCAACAGUUAUGUACAGUA